This is a messenger RNA of Penicillium diatomitis, 738 nucleotides long. Its product is annotated as dolichyl-phosphate beta-D-mannosyltransferase. Bases 1 to 738 code for a protein of 245 amino acids. Gene Ontology annotation, molecular function: dolichyl-phosphate beta-D-mannosyltransferase activity. NCBI's taxonomy places the organism in Eukaryota, Fungi, Ascomycota, Eurotiomycetes, Eurotiales, Aspergillaceae. The transcript is spliced from 2 exons. Gene Ontology annotation, biological process: GPI anchor biosynthetic process; protein O-linked glycosylation via mannose. Gene Ontology annotation, cellular component: endoplasmic reticulum membrane. The record is from RefSeq and is a predicted model, not a curated record.
AUGGCUGCCACCAAGAACAAGUACUCAGUCAUCCUACCUACCUACAAUGAGCGGCGCAAUCUCCCCAUUAUAACUUGGCUCAUCCAGAGGACCUUCACAGAGAAUAAACUUGACUGGGAGAUCAUCAUUGUUGACGAUGGUUCCCCUGACGGUACUCUCGAGAUCGGCAAGCAGCUCCAACGCCUUUAUGGACCUGAGCACAUUGUGCUGAAGCCCCGCCAAGGGAAACUUGGAUUGGGUACCGCCUAUGUUCACGGCCUUCAAUAUGCGACCGGCAACUUCGUCAUCAUCAUGGACGCCGAUUUCAGCCACCACCCCAAGUUUAUUCCUGAGAUGAUUCGAAUUCAAAAGGAGAGCGACGCAGACAUUGUCACGGGUACCCGAUAUGCGAACCGUGGAGACAUCAAGGGCGGCGUUUAUGGCUGGGAUCUCUUCCGCAAGUUCACCUCACGAACGGCUAAUCUCAUUGCCGAUGUCAUGUUGAUGCCUGGUGUCAGCGAUCUGACAGGAAGUUUCCGCCUGUACAAGAGACAGGUCUUGGAGAAGGUCAUCACAAGCACGCAGAGCAAAGGCUACAGCUUCCAAAUGGAGAUGAUGGUACGCGCUAAGGCGAUGGGUUACAAGGUCCAGGAGUGUCCUAUCACAUUUGUGGAUCGUCUCUAUGGCGAGAGCAAGCUCGGAGGAUCCGAGAUUGUCGAAUAUCUCAAGGGUGUUUUCACGCUUUGGCUUAAGGUUUGA